AUGACCACGAGCACAUCUACGGAGAACCGGAUAGAUGACGAUCAACUCCGUGAACUCUUCAGUUCAUUGGCAACAUUAGCGCAACAGGGACCACUCCCAGUGCAGGCCUACAGUGUUCUGGUUCACAAUCACUCACCGGAGGCACUGGCCGAGCAGUUACAUCAGAAAUGGUUGGCUGAUGGUCGUUUUGCUCCACUUGCUGCCGACAUUGUAUUACAUGUAAGAAAGACAAACUCGUCAGGACUUGCACUCUCGUCGUGCGUCUUGGCGCUGCUACUGAAUGACUAUCGUAGUCGAUUAGAAGUUCGAAGUCGUUCAACACUCAUGUUUCGUAAUAGCGUAAAAGCAAUGUUCGAGAUGUAUAAUGUGUUUCUACGGAUCGACGGUUGUGUAGCAAAAUGUCUAGUAAAGCCUAUGUUCAAAUGCUUGGACAUCUUAGUCGAUGACGGUCCAAGCUCUGAAGACUUGGAAGUAAUGGGAGUUCUGAUGACAGAACACGGAUCAAUGCUGUAUAAUUUGAACCCGUACCUGGUUGAUCGAAUGAUUGUGAAAAUUCGUGCCAAAUUAUGCUCUGACGAACCAGCAAUGAACAGUGAUAUCAGGAAAAUUUUCCUUCAUGUACUGGAUCUAUGGGCCUGGGGUUGGAAUGAGCUGAUGAUUCCGGAAUGCUUAACAAUGUCUUACUCGGAUCUGUCCAGCGUGGACAACUCAACUCUUCAACGAAAAAGGGAUGCAGGCAAAC
This is a messenger RNA of Cooperia oncophora, 742 nucleotides long. Lineage: Eukaryota; Metazoa; Nematoda; Chromadorea; Rhabditida; Trichostrongylidae. The record is from the annotation of a GenBank genome assembly.